AUGUGUAGCAACAAUAAUAAUAUUUUUAAUAUAGUUUUUAAUGAUGUAACAAUAAAUGAAAUAUUACAAAAUAUUAUUCAAUUAAAAGAAAAAGAUGAAACAAAUAAAAGUGAAUUAGAAAUAUUAUAUAAUAUCAUAAAAAGAGAACAGAGGAUAUUGGAGAUCAAAUAUAAAGUAUUAUGUAAAGACCAACUAUACUAUGUCUUUAAAUCUGGCGAAAUCAAGAAAAAAAUAAUAGAUUUCAAGUUUAUUGAAGAAAUUGGCAGAGUUAUCCAAACCGACAGGUUAGAGAAUUUACUUGAAAAUAAAAGUAUCACCAAAUCCCAAAGAUUCCACUAUAUUGCAAAGUUAACCACAUUCCAAAAUCAAAAUCAAAUAACAGUUAAUAGUUUUAUAAAUGGUGUAUACUCUCAAUCAUUGCAACAUUUUACAUAUGACGGCCUAACAGUUGAAGAACCUAAAAUCGGCAAUCACAGCUCCAUUUCCUCAUUUUUAAAGUAUCAGUUCGAAAAAAUCAACAAGGCAUUGGUUCAAGAUAAUUCUGUUGACUUUUUUAGUGUUAUUUUCAAGAGUACAAAUAUCGAUCAAGUUCUAGAAAACAUUAGUGAUCUGACAACCACUGAUAAUGUGAAUAAAGAACAAUUAGAAUCAUUAUAUAAUAUAAUCAAAAGAGAAAGAGAUCUCUUAGAAAAGAAACUAACAUCGAUUCAAAAUGAUAGAAUAACAUCAAUUAUGGAAGAAUCAGUAAAGAGUAAUAUAUUUCUAUUUAGUUUUGUCGAAGAAAUCGGGAGGCAAGUUCAAAAGGAUAAACUUAAUUCGAUCGAUUUAGAACAUAAAGCCUCUUUUUCAAAAAAGCUUUCAGAAUUUCAAAAUAAGAACCAAAUAACUCCAUUCAAAUUUAUUAGAGGUGAAUAUUCUCAAUCAUUACAAGAAUUAACAAUUAAUAAUUUAACUAUUGAAGAACCAAAGAUUGGUAAAAUCAGUAUAUCAUCAUUAUUAAACCACUUAUUUGACAAAGUUAACAGCUCAAUUAAUAAAACAUUAAAUAGUAAUAUUGAUAAUAAUGGUGGUGAUUGUAAUAAAAAUAAUAAUUUAUCAAAUAAUACUAAUAGUGAUAAUAUUAAUAAAGAAAAAAAUAUAAAAUUAAAAAAUAAAAACUCACCAAAAUUAUCAAAUCCUUUACCUUUCAUAAAUGAAAAAAAUAGAAUAUUGGGUUGUUUAAUUGAAGCUAUAGUCGAAACUACAGUGUCUACAGGUAAAAUUUCAAUCGUUAACUUUCCAAAAGAUAAUCCACAAUUAAAUUUGAUCAAAGACAUUGUUUUUGCUAAUGGUUUCAUUGUGGUCAUUAAAAGUUUAAUUAGCUAUACUGAUGAAUGGUUUCAGUCUUUUAUUCAAACAGAUGUUGAGGUUCAAAAUAAUGGAGGUAAUAUUUUAAUAAAGAUUCCAGAGUUGUCUUUGUUUGAUAAAGAAGUUUCCGAACAGUUUUACAAUACAUUGACAGAGCUAAAAAAAAUUACUGCACCAUUACCUAUCCCACAAACUAAUAUCAACUGUAAAAGUAUUUCAACAAUAUUAUCAAAUCAGCAACCCGUUGUAAAAAUUAAUUUAAUUGAACAGAUUAUAGAUUCAUUUAUCAACUGUAAUAAUACCACCCAAUUUAUUUCCUGUUUAAUCGAAAUAUAUCAAACAAAAUCUGAUGUUUUAAGAACCCUAAAGACACUUUCAAAGCAUGAUGUUUUUAUUAAUUUAGUACUCAAGCAUAAGAAAGAUGGUGUCAAUUUAUUAAAUCAAUUACCACAUGGAUACGAACACAAUAAAGAGAUUGAAAAACUAUUUGUAAAAAUUAAGGUGGCCCUUCUUUUGCAAGUUUAUUAUCAAAACGAUAUACUUGGCGAAGUAUAUUACGUGAAAGACCAUAUAAAAUCAAAUCAUCAACUCAAAAAUGACAUAAAGAAGAUGAACAAGUCAUUUCAUUCAGAAUCAAAUCAAUUACUACAAAUGAACUUUAAAGAUCUUUUAGACUAUAGGACUUCAUCCAAUUUAUUUAAACCAUUCAAAUAUACAAUUAAAGAUACUGAUGAACUUAUAGAGGUACCAGAGUUGACUAUAUUCAGUAGAAUAUCAAGCUUAUUUAAUUAUUUCUGGAGUAGGCUUAAAGAAAUCACAAAAGAGCUGGUUGAAAGACCAUUUCCAUCACCCACAUUAUCACCUUCAACAACAUCAACAGUAGCACCAUUUUCACCAAAUUAUAGUGAUGAAGAAGAACCAAAUUAUCAAGAAAAUGAAUAUUACAGUUUAUGUUAUUCAGCAGUUUUAGAACAAGGGGGUUUUUUAUUAGGUUCAAAAGAAUUGAAAAUAGCUAAGAGCUUAGUCAAUAUAAAGAAGUAUAAAGAACAAGAAAUUCUAUAUGUCAUCAAAGCACAAUCAACAUUAAGAGGUUUAAUUGGCAAUCAAUUCAUUAUUUGUUGUAAUUCUGAGUGUGAAAAUUUAGAAAAGUUAUUAAUUAAAUUAUAUCUUUUAUUAUUAUUUAAUAAUGAAUUUCAAUUAAGAAGUUUGAAACACUAUUUUAGUAAAGAAGAAACUGAACAAAGAUUUGAUGAACUUGCACAUCUACAAACAAUGGCUCAAGAAUCAUUCUUCAAUAAUCCUUAUAAUUUCACUGACCCAGUCCAGAGUUUAUUCCUUACCUUCAAAGAUAAAAUCUUGGUUUUCAAUAGACCUACAAUUUUGACAGAGUUUGAAAAAACCCUUGAGGAGUUUAAAAAUAUUGCUGGAAACAAGUUUAAAGGCUGUUCCGCCAACCCUAUCAGACUCAAUAGACAAGAGGAAAUAAUUAAAUCGUGCAUUAAAGAGUCUUUUAAGAUUUCAAGCAUUCUAUACAAUUUAAAUCAAGUUAAAGUGGAUAUUCCAUUUUUAGGUGUAUUGAAAGAAAUAUACUCAGGCUAUGAUUUACACAAAGAAAAAUCCUCUAUUUUUAUCAGCACUCAAAAUGAAAUAAAAAAGAAGUUUUCUCAAUAUAAAAUACUACAUGGAGCCAUUAUUUCAUUAAGACUUUUAAAUGUAGUAAAUUUCAUUCAUCAAAAGAAUACCAUAUCAAAAACGUUUUCAAAUAAUAUAUCAAUACAAAGGUUCAUCAAUAAAUUUGAAAAGUGUGCUAAAAUUAUUCCAAUUAAAAGUUUAAUAGGUGGGUCCUUUAAUCAAAACUCGUAUAAAACCAUAGAUGAAUUUUCUUCAAUUAAAAUUCAAAGUAUUCAUCCAUCAGUUGAAAAGUUAAUCAAACAUUUAUUUUACGAAAUUCAUGUUUAUAUUUGCCAAAUUAAUUUAAGUGAAAGCAAACUUCAAUCAAUACCUCAAUUAAAACAUCAAAUUAGAAUGGAGGAUUCAAAUGUUGGAAGUAUUGUAGAUUUAGUUUUAAAAACAUCCCCACAAGCAAUUCCUUUUCUCCAAACAUCAGAUAGUUUUAUUAACCAUCAAGAUUAUUUAGAAUCACUAAAGAUGUCGGUUAUAGAAAAUUUUUUAAGAAAUAUCCAAUGUGCACUUUACGAUUUUGAUGAAAAACCAUUUAUUUGCCAACAUGAUGGAAUACUUCAAAAUCUACAUCAUCUUAAUAUGAACUCUAUUGUUUCAAUCAAGUCUAUAUCUAAAACUAGUGACUCUUUAAAGGUUUCUUUUAGAACUAAUUUAUCAUCAAAUGAUGACGAAUUAGUAGCCAAUGACCUUGUAUUAUUUAAGCUAUUUCAAUCAAACUCAAGUAUAAAUUUUGUAAUUGGAAUUGUUGUUGAAAGUGAUUAUUUUACAAGAUUCAAGAAUGGUGAAAGAAUUAAUAACAAUCCCCAACAAACUGUAUCAGUUUUAUUUAAGGUAUCAAAAAAUACUCAAGAUUUUAUUGACCAAAUUUAUACCUAUUUCGAUAGUGUUUCAGUAAAUGAAAAACUUAUAUUCUAUUCAAAAAUUACAACCACAGUUACAUUCCAAAGACAAUUAGAGGCUCUUUCCUCCAUUAAAGAUAGUCCAAUGUGUGAUUUUAUUAUUUCCCCAACAAAAGAAAAAGAUGCAUCAUUAAAACACAACAAGUAUAUUUUAUCACCUUUAUUAGCUAAACACUACAUGAAUGCUUUAAAUGAUCAACAAAGAAAUGCAGUAGAUCAAUCUUUAUUCUCUGAAGGCAUUACAUUAGUACAUGGUCUAACCGGUACUGGAAAGACUCAUUUGGUUCUUAAUUUAAUAUCAAUAUUAUUGGCUGUUAAUCCAAAUUUCAAGAUUUUGGUAUGUGCUCCAUCUCAUGGAUCUGUAGAUGAAAUAUCAAGACGAUUAAUGAAGUCUAAAUUUUAUAGCAACAACAUGGAGCAAUAUUCACCAGUUAUUACUAGAAUAGGUAGUUUAGAAAACAUUUCAAAAGAUAUACACCCAAUUUGUCUACUUGGCAAGGAGUCUAAAAUUAGAGCCAAUACAUUAAAAAACACAAAUAUUUGUUUGUCGACAUUAUCUGCAAGUGCAAUGGAUUUUAGAAGAAAUCAUUUUAUUCCAUCUAUUAUUAUUAUUGAUGAUGCAACACAAUCAUGCGAAAUAUCUACCAUCAUUCCUUUGGCCUCUAGUUCAAAUGUUAAAAAGCUAAUACUUGUUGGUGAUCCAGUACAAUCAUUACCAAAAAUACUCUCUAAAGAUUCAGUCGAUAAUGGAAUUAAUAUAUCAUUAUUUGAAAGAUUAUCAAAAGCCAUAGAUGUUCAAAUAUUAGAUACCCAAUAUCGUAUGCAUCCAUCAAUAUCUCAUUUCUCAUCUAAACAUUUUUACUCUGGUAAAUUAAAAGACUCUCCAAACUUAAUACAAAACAAUACAUUAUUUAAUCAAGAUCAAAAAUAUACCCCACUUGAAUUUUAUGAUAUUAUCGACAGUCAAGAAGAAAAAUGCUUUGGUUCGAUAAAGAACGAAUCAGAAAUCGAAACGGUAUUUAGAAUUAUCAAAAAACUAGUUCAAGAUAAUCCAAAACUCAAAGAAUUAACAAUUGGUAUCAUCACUCCAUACAAAUUACAAAGAAAUGAGCUUAUUUUAUCAAAAAAAUAUUUCAACCAACCUAUUGAUAUUGAAAUUAAUACAAUUGAUGGCUUUCAUGGCGUUGAAAAAGAUAUUAUUAUCUUUUCAUGUGUUAGAAGUGAACGACUGGGUUUCCUUAACGAUAAAAGUCAAAUUAAUAUUGCUAUAACCCGUGCUAAAUACGGCCUAUUCAUAAUUGGUAAUAAAAACUUAUUAGAAAAAGAUACUAUUUGGAGUCAACUUAUUAAAUAUAUUUCAGAAAUUGGUAAAAUACAAACAUAUAAUAUUAAAGAUAUCAAAAACUUUUCAAAAGCAACAAAAGAAUUUAAUAUUUUACAUCAAGAGAGUUUAGCUACAGGUGAAUUUUCACAUUUCAAAACUAGAGAAGGUACCCGUAAUCAAAACGAAGAUUUCAAUGAACAAUAUGAUAUAGAAUUCAAUGAAAUUGACACUGACAGCGAUGAAGAUGAUGAUAAUAAGUGGUAUAGAGACGAUACGAAUUUUGGAGAAGAUAAUUAUAAAUUAUUAAAUAAAGAAUUAGAACAAAUAGGUGGCUAUGGUAAAGAAAUUCAAAAUCAAAUUAUUUUAUUAUUGAAUAACAACAAUAAUGAAAGUUUUAUAUCAAAUUUUUCAAAACUACUUUUUCAUUUAAAUGAUAUAGAUUUACAAUCAGUGUUCAAAAAUGAAAUUAUCAAAAAACUUAGAAAGCUAACUGAUGAAAUUAAAUUGUAUAAAAUUCAGUUUAAAGAAUAUUCCAUUAAAGCAAUGCCACCUCUUUCAAUUUCACAAAGAUAUCUAAAUCAAAUCGAAGCACUUUUAACAACAUUAAAAGAUACUAGAAGCGAUAUAAAUAAACAAAUUGGUUUUGAAAGAUUAAAAAAACUAUUAGAAAAAGAAUUUACCACUGCAGAUAUUCAACUAUAUGGUUCAUUUUUAUAUGGCUUGUCUCUCAAAGGAGGUGAUUUAGACGUUUGCUUUACAUUAAAGCAAAUGGGAGAUAGAGCUUUAUUUUUACAAGUUAAAGAUUUCCUGAAUAAUAGUAAAAAAUACAAAAUCAUCGAUCUUAGACUCUCGGCAACCAUUCCAAUUAUUAGAUUUUUAGAAUUAAAUACAGGCACUCAAUUUGAUAUGUGCUUCAAUCAUGAAAUCGGUAUAUAUAAAUCAAAUUUAAUUAAAGAAUAUAGCGAUCUAGAUCCACGUUGCAAGGAGUUAAUUUUAUUAGUUAAAUAUUGGGCACAACAAAAAGAUAUCAAUGAUGCCUCAAAAGGGACAUUUUCAUCAUUUUGCCUCGUCCUAAUGGUGAUCCAUUUCUUACAAUAUGGUAUAUAUCCACCAAUUUUACCCAAUUUAGAAGCAGGCUCCAACAAAAAAGAUCAUUUAAAAGAAAAUAUUAUCAUAGAGGAUCACCAUGUCAGAUACAUCAAUUCGAAACUUAUCAGUUUUAAUCCAAAGCUAAACAAAUCCACAACAGCUCAGCUAUUCUAUCAAUUUUUUAAAUAUUAUCUUCAAUUUAAUUUUAAUGAUUUCGCAGUCAGUAUCACCAAAGGUCCAACUAAAAAAGAAGAUGUUUAUAUAGAUAGACCGACAGGUAAAAAGAAAGUUAAACCGAUCAUUGUUCAAGAUUUAUUUUCAUCAAAAAUUUCAACUGCUGGUAUAAAAACCAAAACCUUCAAUAUUAUAAUUACCGAAAUAUCUUUAAUGGAGUUUAAUUUAAGAGAAGGAAAACAUGAUUUGGAUUUAAUAUUAGAUUCAAACACUUCAUUAAUUUUAAAUGAUAUUAUCUAA
Molecule: messenger RNA, 6816 nt
Organism: Dictyostelium purpureum
Lineage: Eukaryota; Evosea; Eumycetozoa; Dictyosteliales; Dictyosteliaceae
Exons: 4
Coding region: 1-6816 (2271 amino acids)
Biological process (GO): termination of RNA polymerase II transcription
Cellular component (GO): nuclear body
Molecular function (GO): nucleotidyltransferase activity; helicase activity; transcription termination site sequence-specific DNA binding
Source: RefSeq, a predicted model, not a curated record